Molecule: messenger RNA, 687 nt
Organism: Aspergillus homomorphus CBS 101889
Lineage: Eukaryota; Fungi; Ascomycota; Eurotiomycetes; Eurotiales; Aspergillaceae
Exons: 1
Coding region: 1-687 (228 amino acids)
Source: RefSeq, a predicted model, not a curated record
AUGUCAUCCCUAUUUCUCAAACUCCCCCUCGAGCUUCGUCUCAUGAUAUAUGAAUACGCGCUGGACGUUCCGAACGACUACAUGGACCGUCCGAUGAUUGUGAUCAACGACCGUGGCAACGUGUUCACCGCGCGCGGACGAUAUCGAGCCCUAUCCAUGUGUCCCAGCUGGGUGGGUGAGAACGGACGAGUCCGAAAUCUCCUGUCGGUCAACCGGCAGAUCCACGACGAGGUCGAGGACUAUGUGUACUCGCACAACACGCUGUUCUUCCUCAAUUCGUUCAACCUCGAUCGCAUGGCCGCCUUCCUGGACACCCUCAGUGCCACGGCGCGCGACCGCAUCCGCAGCGUCGGCUUCGAGAUCUUCUUCUUCGUCCACUCGCAGACGGGCGUGCCCAAGCGCACGCUGAAGGAGUAUGAACGCGCGGCGCGCAUCCUGCGCGAGAAACUGCCGCAUUGGACCAACACCCUGUUCUAUCUGGACCCGCGGUUCUACUACCCCUCCGCCUCGGUCGGGGGUUUGCAGUCGUCGGCGCGCGGCAUCUGGUCGCUCGCCACGAUGUUUGGGGCCCUGGGCAAGGACCUCCAUUUCUUCCCGUUGCCGUCCAUGCAUCGGUAUGUGAUGGAUGAUGCGAAGAAGGUGCUCCAGGCUCGCACGCGCGCGCCUCCGCAGAAGCUCGUCUUUUAG